UUGUUUGCCCCCGACCGCUCAUACAGACAGACCCGUGGAUGAGUUGUACGUACGUACGCAUCUGAUGAACGCGGCCACGAUUCCAUUCGUGGUACGCGCUCUCGCUCAGUUGAAAAGAAACCGUUCCCCAGACUUGACGUACAUACAGGUGAUCUGCGCAUCCCGCUUGGCUGGUUAGUUUGUGAGUGUACUACAAUCCAGUCACUGUGAACACGAAAUUCCCAUCGCAAAAAUAGGGACGUCCGUUUGGUUAUUAACCAUAGCAGAAUUGCGAGAAAAAAAUACGGCGUACGUGAAUUCUUAAAGCCCCCGGGGGUGAAAGUUAAAACACACCCCAAAGAGAUCGUACCAGAAUACGAUCCACUCCUGCUGGGAAAGAGAUAGACCAAAGCAGCAGCAGCAGCAAACCUGUGCUCGUAUGCGUGUGCAGACACAGGGGCACGCGAUUGUAAUACGGUGAGAAAAGUGAUCCACAGACGCCGAACCACUGGAACCGGUUCCUACUCCAAUACACGGCACGGGAAUUGCUUCCAGCACGAACCAGCACCAGCAACAACAACAACAACCGCAGAUAGUAGAAACGAUGCACAUCCAUCCGAGCUCACCGAACUCCUCCCAGUCGGAGGAUGAUGCGGCCACCAAAAUCCAGGCCGGGUUCCGUGGCUAUCGCGUGCGUAAGCAGAUGCGCGGACAGGGUGGGGUCAGCAAUCCGGCUGGUGGCGUAGGUGCUGGAGCUUCCGGUGCACCAUCGGUCGGUACGGUGGAAGACAAAUCGGCCACCAAAAUACAGGCAAACGUACGUGGAUUUUUGGUGCGCAAGAAGCAAAAGAUGGCCACGGAGGCAGCGACUAAGAUACAGGCCAGCUUCCGUGGAUUCAAGACGAGAAAGGAGCUGAAAUCGAUCAAGAAGGACAAAUAGAGCGGCUGUCGGCAUGGUAGAAACAGAAGCAACAGAGUGUUGGAAUGCAAUCCAACGGAAAUGAGAACAAAAUGCGUUGCGCGUGCGUGUGUCCGAUCGGAUUUGAUGUGUUUUUUUUUUUGGGUUUUGGUGGAAACAGUUAAAACGUAGUGAAAAAGUGUUUGCAAAAGGAAUGUAACGAUUUGAGGUUUUUGGUUUUUUGAAAACAAACAUAAUGAUCGUACAAAAAGGAUAAGAACCAAAUUCGUAUAACAUCUGCUUUUGCUAUUGCUGAAGAAGAUGGUUUUCCCCCUUGUUUUGGGAUCGAUUUUUGGAACGGGAUAAGUUGUGUGGUGUUUUAAAAUUUAAAAAACUUUCAUUCGGUAACAGAACAAUUAAUCUGUUUGUGCAUGAAUGUCGGCAAUCGGAAUUUCCAGCUGUGUGACUUAUGUGCUGUGUGUGUGUCUGUUGGUGGUUACUUUUUUUUCAAUUGCAUCCCCCGCAUGUCCCCGCCCACCCAUUAGUGUGGGAUCAAAUUUUUGGUGAGCUUCUUCCAAAUGUCGGUUGUGUUGCCUCUACUUUCUUGUCUAGUUGGCAUGGCUGCUGACCAAAGCAUCGGGUGUGUUUGUCUGCCCUGCUCUGUAGUACUGAUGUUUACGGUGGUGUUGCGUUUCUAUAUCCGUAACGCAUUCCACAGCGGCAGUGAUCGAUGAAUCGAUCAUUGCAGCUUAAUGUUUGAGCCGCCGCGUUCGACCACGUUGUUUGUUUUGGUUUUGUGUAUAUUUUCGAAGAUAUGGACCGAAAAUCACCGAGCCAAGCGUGUAUUACUCCUUCGUGGUAAAAAAAUCACCUUCUGUAAAAGAUACUGCACACACGCACACGUAAUGUCCGUUCCCAUGGAUGAUCUUCGUCGAUCAUUUUUCCCCCAGUAUUCCACAUUUGGAUGGGAAGUUGAGUUCUUUUAUUUUUGUACCACUUUUCCACAACACCAUUUCUUUUUCUGUAAAGGGAAAUAAAAACACAGCAUAAAUCAUCGUUCUAGUUGAUACGCAAGUGGGGGGAGCACAUCAUGGAAAAAUGAAUGAGAUAGAAGCAAAGUGGAGAUCAGAACAGAACAGAAUAUUCGAAGCAGUUAAAUAUUGUAAUGUAGGUUCCUACCAUUUUUUUCCCCAGUGUGUGGACAGCCAACUUACACUAACGUGAGGGAGAAUGAACGCAGAAUGAAGAGAUCGUGAGAAUAAGAAAACAGAAAUCGACUGAAAUCAUAUGCUACUUGAAACAGGUCUAUAUGGGCCACCAGCUCUUUUCCGUAAAACUUCCUCACCGCCGCGUCUUGAAUGCUCUUCCGAUUGUGCUCUUUCCUGAAGGAGGAACGUCAGAGCUGGGUAAAAGUGAAAGCAAUUAGCUCCCUGCCGGUGCUUACGCACAUGAAACGUAGCCCCAAAAAUACAAAACCACGCUGGUUUGACUCAACACUUUGACGCGUACCAGAUCCACCAGACUUACCGAAAUCCAUCGCGAUCUGUUUAGGGUUUAAAGGAAUGUAUUCUUCUUCGAGAAGGUUUCAAACGCUCCCUUAGUACCAUGUGCAGUUGAGUCAAGGCAGUAGAACUACAGUUUAAAAGUAUUUCCGUUUAGUUGUGCGUUACUUCUCUUUUUUUAAAUAGUGAUAUAGUAAUACGUUGUUUUGUGACAAUAUACGAGUGAGGACAAUGAGGAAAAAGAAGGAAAGCAGGUGCAAAUCCGUGUAUGGUUUAUAUUUUGUAGCUGCAUUGCGCAAGGAUGUGAAAUUUGUUAAUAAAUAAUAGAUUGUAUUAAAUUUUAAA
Messenger RNA from Anopheles funestus (African malaria mosquito), 2724 nucleotides. RefSeq names its product IQ domain-containing protein N. The coding region runs from base 584 to 919 and encodes 111 amino acids. The transcript has a single exon. Lineage: Eukaryota; Metazoa; Arthropoda; Insecta; Diptera; Culicidae. Gene Ontology annotation, molecular function: calmodulin binding. The record is from RefSeq and is a predicted model, not a curated record.